UUGUCGAGAGCCCGCUUAUAUUGUAUUAGGGGCCUUCUGUGCCGGUCGCUUUUGGCCAGUUAAAAGCCAAUUUAGAUAGAGGAUCAGCAUGUCGCUGACAUCGCUGGGCAUCAGCGCUGGCUUCAUGGUCGGCUGCUGCAUUGCGGCACAGAUUGCGCGUCGGGUGAGUCGAAGACUGCUGAACAGCGAUGGAAUUGUGCCCGUGCUGAUGAACGAGGCCAUUGCCGCUGCCGAGUUGUGUGCCUGCUGCUUUGAGCUGAUCAUCGUUGCUGAUAACUUUGGUGUGGCUGCCUAUGCCAUCUUUCUGUUCCUGCUGACCGUGUGGUGGGGCAAGGUAUGGGGCGAUGCCUCUGCCUGUCCGUACACCCACAUGGAGGAUGUGUUAGAGGGUCGCACCACCUUCAAGGAGAUGGCUCUGCGCACCUGGGCUGAACUGAUGGGCGGCUGUUGUGUUUAUCGCAUCGUGCAGGUCUUCUGGUGGCUGGAAUUCGCCGAGACGCACAAGGGACGCGCCUUCGAGGAGUGCAAUGCUGAUCUGCAGGUUAGUCCCUAUCUGGGCGCUGCCAUUGAGGGCGUGGCAACGUUGCUGUGCCGUCUGGCAUCGAAGACGAUCAGUGUGCAGGAACCAAAGUUUAGUAGCUAUAUUGAUUCGUUCAUUGGCACCAGUUUGGUGGUCGCUGCUUUCAAUUUCUCCGGCGGCUAUUUCAAUCCGGUGCUGGCCACGGCUCUCAAAUGGGGCUGUCGCGGUCACAGCAAUCUAGAGCACAUCAUUGUCUAUUGGAUUGGCGCCUGUCUCGGCGCACUGCUCUCGGUGCCCAUCUUUAAGUUGGCCGUCGUGCGACGCUUCCUUUUGGGUGAGGAGAAGCCCAAAAAGGAGUAGACUGACACCAAAGCAAGAAAAGAAUGCUCAUAGCUCAUAGUUAUAUUCAAAUUGUAAGCUUAUUUAUUUAUUUAUUUUGUUUUAGUAUUAAAAAAAUACUAAGUUAUCGCAAUAAAUGCAAUAAUCAAAUAACUAUCGAAAUUUACAACAGUUAAUUUAUCGAUCAUUUAUAUUGUUCUCGCGCGAGAUUUAUUUAGAUUGAAAACUGCAUAUUGAAAUGUUAAUAUUAAUUCGAUAUAAAGUGUUCUUUUACUUAAUAUCAAAUCAUGUUAAUUUGCACCUAUUGUCAAAUCGAAUAAUUUGAAUAAAUCAGUUAUAUUAUAUCGGGAAAAUAAUUAAGUCAAAA
Messenger RNA from Drosophila grimshawi, 1226 nucleotides. RefSeq names its product aquaporin-11 (gene AQP). Lineage: Eukaryota; Metazoa; Arthropoda; Insecta; Diptera; Drosophilidae. Gene Ontology annotation, cellular component: cytoplasm. The record is from RefSeq and is a predicted model, not a curated record. Bases 89 to 880 code for a protein of 263 amino acids. The transcript has 4 exons. Gene Ontology annotation, molecular function: channel activity.